GUGAAGUGUCGCAAAGCAGAAAGAAGGCGGGAGUCCGAUUGCAAACAUCCAUCGAGGACGCCCAGGCCGUAGAGGCCGCUAUGGCGAGUGCUCCGUGGGCCGAGAUUCGUGAGAAAUUCCAGGCCGCGCUGGCUUUGUCGCGGGUGGAAUUGCAUAAAAACCCCGAGAAGGAACCGUACAAGUCCAAAUACGGCGCCCGAGCACUGCUGGAAGAGGUCAAGGCGCUGUUGGGCCCCGCGCCUGAGGACGAGGAUGAGCGGCCUCAGACCGAUGACGGCGUGGGCGCAGGGGACCACGCCCUGGGGCUGCCGGCUGAAGCGGUGGAGGCCGAGGGGCCCAUCGCCCAGGGGGCAGUGAGGCUGGCGGUGAUUGAGUUCCAUCUCGGGGUGAACCACAUCGACACCGAGGAGCUGUCGGCGGGGGAGGAGCAUCUGGUGAAAUGCCUGAGGCUGCUGCGCAAGUACCGGCUGUCGCACGACUGCGUCUCCCUCUACAUACAGGCUCAGAAUAACCUAGGUAUCUUGUGGUCUGAAAGAGAAGAAAUCGAAACUGCACAGGCUUACCUAGAAUCAUCAGAAGCACUGUAUAACCAGUAUAUGAAAGAGAUUGGGAGUCCUCCUCUUGAUCCUACUGAGCAUUUUCUUCCUGAAGAAGAGAAACUUGCUGAACAAGAGAGAUCAAAAAGAUUUGAGAAGGUGUAUACUCAUAACCUCUAUUACUUGGCUCAAGUCUACCAGCAUAUGGAAAUGUUUGAGAAGGCUGCUCAUUAUUGUCACAGUACCCUAAAACGCCAACUUGAACACAAUGCCUACCAUCCUAUAGAGUGGGCUAUUAAUGCUGCUACCUUGUCACAAUUUUACAUCAAUAAGCUAUGUUUUAUGGAAGCCAGGCACUGUUUGUCUGCUGCUAAUGUUAUUUUUGGUCAAACUGGAAAGAUCUCAACAGAAGACACUACUGAAGCUGAAGGAGAUGUGCCAGAGCUUUAUCAUCAAAGAAAAGGAGAAAUAGCAAGAUGCUGGAUCAAAUAUUGUUUGACUCUCCUGCAGAAUGCCCAGCUUUCCAUGCAGGACAACAUAGGAGAGCUUGAUCUUGAUAAACAGUCUGAACUUAGAGCUUUGAGGAAAAAGGAACUAGAUGAGGAAGAAAGCGUGAGGAAAAAAGCCGUGCAGUUUGGAACCGGUGAGCUGUGUGAUGCCAUCUCUGCGGUGGAAGAGAAAGUGAGCUAUUUGAGACCUUUAGAUUUUGAAGAAGCCAGAGAACUUUUCUUAUUGGGUCAACACUAUGUCUUUGAGGCAAAAGAGUUCUUUCAGAUUGAUGGUUAUGUCACUGACCAUAUUGAAGUUGUCCAAGACCACAGUGCUCUGUUUAAGGUGCUUGCAUUCUUUGAGACCGAUAUGGAGAGACGGUGCAAGAUGCAUAAACGUAGAAUAGCCAUGUUAGAGCCCCUCAUUGUAGACCUGAAUCCACAGUAUUACCUGUUGGUCAACAGACAGAUUCAGUUUGAGAUUGCACAUGCUUACUAUGAUAUGAUGGAUUUGAAGGUUGCCAUUGCUGACAAGCUGAGGGAUCCUGAUUCACACAUUGUGAAAAAAAUAAAUAAUCUUAAUAAGUCAGCACUGAAGUACUACCAGCUCUUUUUAGACUCCCUGAGAGACCCAAACAAAGUAUUUCCUGAGCAUAUAGGGGAAGAUGUUCUUCGCCCUGCCAUGUUAGCUAAGUUUCGAGUUGCCCGUCUCUAUGGCAAAAUCAUCACUGCAGAUCCCAAGAAAGAGCUAGAAAAUUUGGCAACAUCAUUGGAACAUUACAAAUUUAUUGUCGAUUAUUGUGAAAAGCACCCUGAGGCUGCCCAGGAGAUAGAAGUUGAGCUAGAACUUAGUAAAGAGAUGGUGAGUCUUCUUCCAACAAAAAUGGAGAGAUUCAGAACCAAGAUGGCCCUGACUUAAUAAUCCUUGUUUUUAUGAAAGAAAAUGUGCAAUAUUAAAGAGAGUUUCUCCCUUAGUCAAGCAGGCUCAAUUCCAUUGUGAAGUUUACCUUUAUAGCCAGGUGAGUGUAGUUUGAACUUGAGAUAACAGACCAAUUGAGUUUUUGCUAGGACCUUAAUCAACAUAAAGAUAAUAAUUUAUACCUAAUUAUGUAAAUUGCCUUGUUAAGGUGAUGUGUGAUUGGUAUGUUAGAUUGCUUAUUUCCUAUUUAAGUAGAAACCUUUCUGACUCAGUUUUCUAAAGGUAGGUUCUUUGUUGGCUAGUACUUGAUAGCUUUAUUAAGAAGAAAAAUUCUGUAGUUAUAUACCGGUAGACAAGCCUGUUAAUUGAAAAGUAACUUCCUGUAGUUAUUCUUCCCCAAAUAUUUACUUUCCUAAUUUCCAGAGAAAUCUUUCGUUUUCUGAAAACAUCAAAAAACUAAGUUAUGUUGUAAAGUACUGUAAAGUAGUCGUCUCAUUUAUAGAAGGAAAAGGCCUUGCUGGAAAAUAAUAAAUUGACUUGUUUCACUAAUAAAA
Messenger RNA from Acinonyx jubatus (cheetah), 2497 nucleotides. It is a transcript of the gene KIFBP, whose product is annotated as kinesin family binding protein. The transcript has 7 exons. The coding region runs from base 81 to 1943 and encodes 620 amino acids. Lineage: Eukaryota; Metazoa; Chordata; Mammalia; Carnivora; Felidae. Gene Ontology annotation, molecular function: protein binding. The record is from RefSeq and is a predicted model, not a curated record.